Molecule: messenger RNA, 2450 nt
Organism: Dunckerocampus dactyliophorus (ringed pipefish)
Lineage: Eukaryota; Metazoa; Chordata; Actinopteri; Syngnathiformes; Syngnathidae
Gene: mosmoa
Product: modulator of smoothened a
Exons: 3
Coding region: 819-1322 (167 amino acids)
Biological process (GO): negative regulation of smoothened signaling pathway
Cellular component (GO): ciliary membrane; Golgi apparatus
Source: RefSeq, a predicted model, not a curated record
CCUCCAGGACGAGAGAACAGCGGCCAGUGUGUGCGCUAGCCUGCGUGGGGACCAAGUGGGUGUUCAUGUUCGUCUGAUGCCAUUAGGCAGAACGGGAGGCUCGGCUAACGGUGGACGCGUGGAUGGGAAGCCAGAUAACAACGGUGCAAUUUUAACGGACGCUUUUGGAUCUUUAACGUCGCUUUUUUGUUUGUCCCCCCACUCCGAGAGAAGAACAGGGAGGGAGGCUGGUCGGCUAAACAAAACAGAGGGAGUACCAGAUGCUGUUCCAGCGGAGCCCCAAUAAGCGCAAGACGGUGAUGGGCUCUCCUUUUCCCGACGGCUAACAUUAGACUUGGGCAAAAAAAACACGCGUGGCUUCUUCUAAUCCUGAAUUGUGUGUGUGAAAUGCUAGCCCAGUCUUGGUCUCGGCCGUCGAGCAGCCUACGGGCCGCAGCUCGGCUCACUGAGCCCGAAUCUGGGAAGUAGCUAGCCGCCUGCUAGCCACAACUGCUGUGACCGAUGCUGCUGCCGCUGUUAAACGCAUCCAGAGGACAACAAAAGAGGUCGCCGUGAGAGCUUAUUGUUUGACCUUACUCGCUGCCAUUUGAGAUGUGAUGCUUCGGUGUGUGGCGUCUGUGUAGCUGCAAGCUCUCUGGAGCUAACAACAUUGUUGCAAAAUGCACAGUGGAAGCACAACACGGGUCUCCCGCUGAGAGUAGGGGGGCGAGGUUAGACUGACAACAGCCGGCCCACUGUCCCCCUCAUCGCGGGGUCAGAUUUGAGUUCCCUCUCCAUCUCACCCCACGUCCUCCAUAGCCUCAUUGGAUGAAGAAGAUAUGGAUAAACUGACCAUCAUUUCAGGGUGCCUCUUUCUGGCAGCUGAUAUCUUUGCAAUAGCCAGCAUUGCAAACCCAGACUGGAUCAACACUGGCGAAUCAGCAGGUGCUCUUACAGUUGGUCUAGUCCGUCAAUGUCAGACCAUCCAUGGACGAGACCGGACCUGCAUCCCUCCGCGGCUGCCUCCUGAGUGGGUCACCACGCUUUUCUUCAUCAUCAUGGGCAUCAUCUCCCUCACUGUCACCUGUGGACUCCUCGUGGCAUCGCACUGGCGCCGAGAGGCCACCAAAUACGCCCGCUGGAUUGCCUUUACUGGCAUGAUCCUGUUCUGCAUGGCGGCGCUCAUCUUCCCAAUAGGCUUCUACAUAAACGAGGUGGGAGGUCAACCGUAUAAGCUGCCCAACAACACGGUGGUGGGCUCCUCCUAUGUGCUCUUCGUCCUCUCCAUCUUCUUCACGAUAGUGGGACUGCUGUUUGCAGGCAAGGUUUGCCUCCCGGGCUGAGGUUCUUGACGGGUGCCCGCCUCUGGACAAAAGACCCAUGAGGCCCUUGACAAAAAAAAGGGGAUUUUACAGAUAACGACUGAAAAUCUUAGGAUGACAAAUUUGGGCGAGUUUCUGGGACCUAAUGACGUAUUGAACUGCUAAGAUGAAAAUACAUCACAAUACAAAGAAGUGGGCAUAAGAAGGGCGAGGAAGAGUCUAGGAUGGGGGGGCAUGUCCCAGCACCCUGUCCCACUGUUCAUUUGAAAUAUGGACUUCUCUGUGGGUUCUCUGUGCUGCUGUCAUGGCAACUGCAGGGAUAAUACUGGCACACAGUUGUCGAGGACCACUAAAGCCCUCAAAUACCUGCUGACGCCCGCCCUGCCCCACCCGUGGCACACACAGUCACCAACCGCCCUUGUUGCUAUUUUUGGGCCUCUUUGCUAUUUCAGUUGUGUGUUGUUUUCUUUCUGUUGUUGUACAUUUUUUGUGUUCACCUUUCCACAGAAGUAUUUUGAGUGUAAAUGAAUGAAAGCGGGGCCGCUGCUCGCCUGUCACAUCGUAUGACCUCAAGUGUGUGUGUGCGUGCGCGGUGGGGGGGAUGAGCAGCUUCGGAUGUGAGGAAGGUGCGUGGGUGGUGGCCAGCUGUGGAGGUGAGCACUCUGAGGUCACACACACACACACACGCGCGCACACACACACAUACACACACACAGAGGAGAAUGCCACUGAAUGCAACCGCUUGUAUGUGAGUCAUUUCAAAGGUUCCAUAUUAUGCAGUUUUUCAACUAAAUUAAAUAAGUCCAACAAUAGUGUGUUGGAAGUGUAUUGUUCCCCAUAAUUUAUUCUUGAUUCUGGAAUUUUGAAUGUUUAAAUGUGCUUUUAGUAAGCCCUACUGAGAACACACCGUUUUGUGUGUCUGUAAUUUUAAUGCUAAUGAGCUAUGUUUGUUCACGCCUGCCUCUGACAUUUUUGAUUUGCACUGUAACUCUGCCCUUGUGCACCUUAACAUAAAGGAGUGGGAGAGGACACAUACGUUAGCUACAAUAGCAUAGCAAGGGGAGCUACAGUGGUAUAACAUUACAGUCACAACGCUAGGCUUUAAGAUGUGUAGCGAAGCCUUUUUUCUCCUUUUUUUUUUUUUUUUUU